Molecule: messenger RNA, 4115 nt
Organism: Aethina tumida (small hive beetle)
Lineage: Eukaryota; Metazoa; Arthropoda; Insecta; Coleoptera; Nitidulidae
Gene: su(sable)
Exons: 10
Coding region: 230-3574 (1114 amino acids)
Biological process (GO): negative regulation of DNA-templated transcription
Cellular component (GO): nucleus; mRNA cleavage and polyadenylation specificity factor complex
Molecular function (GO): RNA binding; metal ion binding
Source: RefSeq, a predicted model, not a curated record
CACAUCGUCUAAGAGAACAGUCGGUUUUUUUGCUAACGAAUUACAUUUUUGCCAGCAUGAAAAAUUGAUGCGUAACCGCUAAUCGACUCGUUAACCAAUCUGUCCCGAAGCUGUGGAACUCGCAAACCGCACACGCCACAGGACAGAAAAAACAGUGAAUGAGUGUCUCUAAAUGCCAAUUCAAUCACAAAGAUUAUACCUGCCCUAGUGAAUACAAUUUAGGUCGAAAAUGGCGCUCGUAUGUGAUGCAAGCGGCCCCAAAGACGUCGAAAUGAAACCGACCGCGGACGAGGACCUGGAGGACGGCGAGAUAGAGGACGACGACGACGAGGAGGAGCAGGCGGUCGAGCCGCCGCUGCCGCCUCCCGCUGCCGUUGCGGCCGCACCCCACAACCAGGAAAACGUGCCGUCUAACGCGAUGGUGGCGCAACAGCCCCCGCCGUCGGCCGUCGCGGCGGCCAAGCAGCCCGACGCCGCCAAGGAGCGGAAAGACCGGCGGGCGGGCCGGCACGACGACAAGGGCAGGAAGCACAUGACCGAGGCGGAGAAGAGCAUCCUGCAUCUGAGGAAGCGGGAGAAAAUGCAGAGGGAGAAAUGGGAGAAGUACAGGAAGGAGCAGCAUACGGGCGACGGGAUGGAUGAUGACUUCGCCAAGAACAUAGAGAAAACAAUGGCCUCGAUAUUGAGCAAAAAGGAGAAACAGGCCCAGGGCAUUGAGGACAAAGAUGAAAAGGAGGAGGACAAGGAGAAAAGGGGCAGAAAACGUAAAAAACACAAAGACAGAUCAAAAGCUAAACAACGUCGUACUGAGUCCCCCAACGACGAGGAGUUCGACGAUGCGGACAUGUACAACGUAAAAGGAGGUAGCCCAUUGAGGAACGACGAGAAACGACCCACGGACUCGUCAGCCGACAAUACAAACUCUUCGGACGGUUAUUCGUCGGAGAAGAGCCGUCCGGACGACCGCAACAGGAAACGAGACAAGAGGAACAACCGGAAGAACCAAAACAGAGACCGGAACAAGCACAAGGACAGGGACAGAGACAGGAAUAGCAGGCAAGAACAGAUCAAAGACCAGGCCGAGAUUUGCGUCUUCUAUUUGCAAGGAAAAUGUCAAAAGAACAAUUGUCCAUAUAGUCAUGAGGCUUCGCCCCCAAUGAAGCUGGAGCUAUGUAAGUUUUACCUAAUGGGAUGUUGUGCAAAGGGCGACAAAUGUCUAUACAUGCAUUCUGACUUCCCUUGUAAAUUUUAUCACACAGGUUUGCAGUGCUCACAGGGUGAUAACUGCAAGUUUGCCCAUGGAAAACCACUAAGUGAAGAUUUGAAACAGAUCCUGUUCAAACACAUAGAAACUGCGCCCAGGGACAUACUUGGCGGUUUCCCCCGUUUUUCACGUGAAGAGGCACUGAACAAAAUAAAUCAGGCGCAGCAGGAGCUGCGCCACGAAUACGGUAUGCCGGAUGAGGAGGGCGAUGACGGUAAUAUACCGUCGCUGUUCGACAUUGACGUGCCCGUGCCUCCAGAACUAGCCGACGAUACCGUCACACAAACGUCCGAUAAAGAGAAGAGGGCUAGACGUUCUCGGUGGCAGAACACGGAUAGUCAGACGACGGCAUUUGCCUCCAAGCCGUUCCCAUUCGGUAAAGACCAGGACAUGAGGAUUACCAGUAACGGAGAUGUGGACAUGAGGACGUUGCCUCCGCCUGGUCUGACGGCCCCACCGCCUGACUUCAGUACGCCACCCCCCAUUGAUAUAGAAAUAUACAAGCGGGAGGCCGGGCUAAUUUCUGACGCUCCCAAUCGAGACGUGGACAUCAGGACGUUGAAUAUUAAGCAGCACGACGUCGACAUACGUCCCGACCCUAGAUUGCUGGCGACAAAAGACACGGAUAUCAGACAACUGUUGCCGGCGUUCGACGAAAAGAGACCGCCCCCCAGCUUGCAGGAGUGCCCGUCCGAGGAGGAGAACAAUCUGCAGAUCGAUACGGGCGAAGACCCGGAACCCACAGCCUCCGACGUGGUGGUACCGGAGGGCAUGCCCAAGCUGCAACGCGACCUGUACCUGAGGAUACAGGCACAGCAGAAAGACGCGCCCCCGGACGUCCACAACGACAGCUUUAAAAUGGAGGACAACGACAACUGGUAUUCGGACGAGUCCGACGACGAGAACCGUCUAACGAUAAAGGACGACGAUGAAAUGAAGGAGAAGGCGGACGUGGCCAAAGAGGAGACCGUAAGCGCCGGCAUUCUGUCGCCCACGGGCACCAUUAAGCCCCAGGACGUGGUGGAGAAGCUGGGGGAUUUGUCGAAAAUCGACAUUAGUGCCGAGGUGACCAAGCUUUUGUCCUCGAUGUCGAAGUCGGGUGGUUUGUCGACGACGCCUGCGCGGGAGCCUGAGAAGGCCACGCCCGCUGAGCCGCCGGUGUCGAGGGAUCCGAGGAGGGCGGCCGCGGCUGCCGCCUCGUCCGAGACGAGGGAGCCGCGAAGCGACCCGAGGCAGAGGCCGAGGCAGGAUUCGUCGGAUAGUCAGAUCCAGCGGGAGAAGGUCAGCAUCUAUGAACAAGGCAGUUUCAGCGUCCGGGAUGAAGGUAUUAAAGUUGAUGCGGAUGGUAAAGAUAUAGAUCUGCGGAAUUUGACGUUGCCGUUUAAGGCGAUGCAAAACUACACGCCUGCUACUGAAAUUGAUGCCAGCAUAAAUGCGCAUCCUACCAUGAUGUGGAAGGUUUACAUUGUGGAUAUUCCACGACCUGAUUAUUCAAGUUUGAAGUUGUCGAUGAGCGACGCCGAAGCUUCUGGAGAUCCCCGUUUGAGGAAGAUUUUCAGGUUGUCGACCGAAGAGAAAGACAGUCCAAUGUCACCCAAACAAGAGAGCACCAACAGUAACAAACCAGCCAGGAUUGACCCUAGGCUGCGAAAACAAGAAGAAUCGAAAAGCAACGACCAAAUGAACUACAACCAACAACUAAAUAUGUUACUGGCGUCCAGUUUCUACCAAAGCCUGACCAGCAGUCAGAAACUCCUCCUCAACCAGGAACUAGCCAAGAGCAGCGGCGACGCCAAUAACCACGACCCCGUCUUGAACGGCAUCCUAUCAAAACUGGACAUAAUAUCGAACGUCAGCCUGCAAGCCGGCAACCCCAUAUCGAACGCCAUCCUGGCGAGCGUGGGCAAAUUGAACAACCCGAUGAUGGGCGGCCAGAACCAAAACGUGGUCAACCCGAUGAUGGGCCAGCCCAAUCCGAUGAACCAGCCGGGCCUGUUGGGCGCCGCCCCCGGCAUCCCGAACAUGGCCCCGGACUUCGGCAUGGGUUUCGACCCUCGCAACGGCGGCGGCGUCGGCGGCGGCCUGUUGGGCAACGCGCCGCCCCAGUUCGGCAACAACUUCCCGCCCGACAACUUUUCCGGUUACGGCGACGAUUUCUAUCCGCACGAGGGCGGCCCGCCGAACAGGCACAACGGCUCGAAUCGGGGCUUCAACCGGCGCCGCGGCCGCGGCAACGGGUUCAACAGGAACGGCAGGAACUUCCGGCACAACAGGAACAACAGGUCGAACAGGAGUCACACUCCGCCGUAAAUAAGUUGUGUAAGUGUCGAUUGAUUUGGAACGUGUCCUGGGUCAAUUUGUAAACGGCGGCAAUAUUGUUUUUCCUUUUUUUUUUGGUUUUUAUGUUUUAUUAUGUACUGUAUGAACCAGAGGCCAAUUUACGUAUACACACACGAGUUCGAAUUUUAUUUUUAAUUUGAUUCCUUUCUUUAGAAAAAAAAAUGGAUUAUUGUAACUUUGUAUCAAUUAUUAUUGAGACUGAAAUCCAGUGAGUUGUUGUUGUUGUUGUUGGAUACCCGUAAAGACGACUUUUUUUAUAGUUGUGAGAUUAUUGGGACGUUUCUCAUUCCUGACAACAAAUUUUUUUUGUAAAUAUUACGACAUAUUUAUUUUUUUAUAUACAAACAAUGGAAUUUGUAUUUAUCGUUCGUGAUUUAUUUAAUUUUCAACUUUUUAAAAUAAUUAUGAAGUGUAAUUAUUUAUAUUAAUUCUUUUGUCAUUUAAGACUUAAUUGUACAUUGUGUAUAUAAUUUUAUAAGUGGAUAAUACCAAUAAAUUGUAAAAUGUUAAA